Messenger RNA from Gadus morhua (Atlantic cod), 1196 nucleotides. Its product is annotated as fibropellin-1. The coding region runs from base 261 to 590 and encodes 109 amino acids. NCBI's taxonomy places the organism in Eukaryota, Metazoa, Chordata, Actinopteri, Gadiformes, Gadidae. The transcript has 5 exons. The record is from RefSeq and is a predicted model, not a curated record.
GGAGGGGUGUGUGUGAACGGGGGAGGCAGCUCUUCAAAACCUGGUGUUGGGUUCCCCUUCCAUUGUACUCCGAUUCCUCUAGAGGAGACAGAAACCCACCUCUGCUCCCACACCCUGACAACAGACCAGUUGAGAGGCCGCCCUGAGAGACAACUCUAGCCCGUAAAAGUCUUCUUUGGUAGUGCCUUCCCAACCAUUCUCUAAACCCAGCCAUCCCACCUUCCACUUCCUGGUCCAUCCAUCCAUCCGUCAGGUCCCCCAUGGCAAACUCCAUAGCCCCCUUUUUCCUGCCCCGAGUGGCGGACCUCAGCCUGCCCCCCUGUGGAGAGACGCAGUGCAAUGGGAGGGGAACUUGCAAGGACCCCAUAGCAGGAGGAGGAGGAAGCUUCUGUGACUGCAUGCUAGGAUACAAGGGGGAUAGGUGCGAGGACACGGUGAACGAUUCCCUGAGUGUGUCCCUGACCCUCGGGGUGCUGGCCUUCAUCGUGGGAUUCAUCCUCAUCGCCUUCCUCGUCGCCAAGAUCCGACAGAGGCAGAAGAAGAGGAAGAGGUCAGAGUUAAUAACCAGGGGAUACCGGGUGGAUGUGUGACCGGGAGGUCUGAGCACGAUGCGCAGCGUGGACCAGAACAAUUCAGAACGAUCACAAAACUGACUGAAGAUCAUUGAGACCUGACCGAUGAAAACCACCAACAUACAACAUUAGUGCUGUAAUACCGAUCACUAUGACCAUUGUUGCUUUUCUUUACAUGCAGCCAACUGUGUUUUCACCUUACCAUGAUGUGUAGUAUUUAUCAGACAUGCAAAGGCUUUGUAAGCAAAGGUAGAUGUGUGUCCUAAACUAGUUCCCUGCAUUGUAUUUGCAUCCCAUCAUAUUUAACAGGAGUCAAUACUUGAAAAACCAGUUCGUCUUCAUUUAACAUGAGGUCUCCUGUGAUUGGCUGGAGCUAGCUGGGAACUAGGGGACCGUCUGAUUGGUCCGCGCAGUUAUGAAAUAUUUUUCAUGUUUAAAAGAAAACAUUUCACGUUAUUGAUCACUUACCUUCCGUUAAAUGUUCUUUAUAGUUAAUUUUGCUAUUUAGUGGUUCUGUGCUAAACUAGCUGUAGGCUAUAAAACAUAUGUUUAUGCUUUUAUACAUUAUUCAAUGCUCUAUUUAGUUUUUGUAUUUCCCAUUAAAAUAUUCCUGAGUAAGGAUUA